Messenger RNA from Angiostrongylus costaricensis, 948 nucleotides. The record is from the annotation of a GenBank genome assembly. Lineage: Eukaryota; Metazoa; Nematoda; Chromadorea; Rhabditida; Metastrongylidae.
AUGCAGAUUAAUAAGGUGAAAACGCGAAAAGGAAAACGGGUACUGGAUGAUCGAGCGCCAAAAGUUGUGGAGAAUGACAAGACAGCACUUAUCGUCAAAGGUUCGAAGACGAACCAAACCGUCGUUGAUGCCAUGUUGGAUAUCUACUUGCUGAAAAAGCCAUUGGCUCAACAAUUAAAGAGGCAUAAUCCGUUCCAUCUCUUUGAUGAUGAGACGCCUAUAGAGAAGUUUAUGGAAAAGUAUGACUCAUCGCUUUUUCUGUUUGGUUCGUCCACAAAAAAGCGUCCGAACGGCCUCAUCUUUGGCCGAGCUCAUGAUGGACAUAUUCUGGAUAUGGCUGAGCUACACAUAGUGAAGUAUAUUCCCGCUCGUGAUUUUUUGACACCAAAAGUAGUAUUGGGCACAAAGCCAUGCAUAUGUUUGGAAGGUCCUCUAUUCGAAUCCGACCCUACCAUGAAGAGGAUAGGAAACCUAUUGGUCGACUUCUUUAAGGGACCAACUGUAGACAUGGUAAUCCGCCUUGAAGGACUUGAGGCUUUUCUAUCGUUUACAGCGGAGGAUAAUAUGAUCUACAUGAGAGUUUAUAGAGUGCUGAUGUUGAAGAGCGCUACCAACGUUCCCAGGAUAGAACUCCUAGAAAUGGGUCCGUCAAUCGAUUUCAGGGUGGAUCGUACGAAGAUCGCCAGCGACAGUUUAUUCAAAGCUGCUUGCAAGAAGCCAAAAGCGUUACUGACGAAACGACGGAAAAACGUGUCUGAGGAUGUGCUAGGUAACCAACUUGCUCGAGUUCACAUUGGAAAGCAGAACACACGCGCCAUCCAAAUCAGAAAAGUCAAAGCUCUUAAAAAGUCGAGGGAGGAAUCAUCUGCUGCACAGAUAGGAAUGACAAAAGGCGACUCACAUUUUUACGAGGACGGAGAAAAUUUUGAUAAUGAUGGCAUGGAGUAG